Colletotrichum siamense is the source of this 549-nucleotide messenger RNA. RefSeq lists its product as uncharacterized. The transcript has 3 exons. Gene Ontology annotation, cellular component: endoplasmic reticulum. Bases 1 to 549 code for a protein of 182 amino acids. The record is from RefSeq and is a predicted model, not a curated record. NCBI's taxonomy places the organism in Eukaryota, Fungi, Ascomycota, Sordariomycetes, Glomerellales, Glomerellaceae.
AUGUCGGCUUAUCCCAAGACGUGGCGCGACAGCGCGUAUCUUGUCAUCUCAGGUAUCCAGUUGACUGCCAUGCUCAUGGUUGACCUGGUCCCCCUCUACCCGACCUCGCUCUACGCGACGCCGUCGUCGCCGCUGCACUUCCUCCAGCUCCUGCGCGACUUCUACAUCAAGACCUACAACGACCCUUUCUUUGUCAUGGCGCACGAUGCCCAGCCCUCGUGGUACAAGCUCUUCACCUACCUCGAGGUCUUCUACCAGUUGCCGAUGACCCUGUGGAUGGUUUACCGCUUCUCCCGCGGCACCGGCAGCACCCCGGGCUUUGAGCUCGCCGUGCUCGUCUUCUGCGUGGAAUGCGCCUUGACGACGCUGACCUGCAUCUUCGACGUCUCCUACUGGGACCCCAACGUGUACAGCGAGGCGCAGAAGAAUGUCUUCAUCUUCAAUCUGUAUGGACCUUGGGUUGUCAUCCCCACACUGAUGGGACUGGACAUGUGCCUGCGCAUCCUCAACCGCGCAAACUCCGCCGACAAGACCAAGAAGAUCCAGUAG